Messenger RNA from Neodiprion virginianus, 4049 nucleotides. Its product is annotated as receptor-type tyrosine-protein phosphatase alpha-like. Gene Ontology annotation, biological process: protein dephosphorylation. The transcript has 22 exons. Bases 88 to 3930 code for a protein of 1280 amino acids. Gene Ontology annotation, molecular function: protein binding; protein tyrosine phosphatase activity. The record is from RefSeq and is a predicted model, not a curated record. NCBI's taxonomy places the organism in Eukaryota, Metazoa, Arthropoda, Insecta, Hymenoptera, Diprionidae.
UCGAAAAAUAAAAAAAUACCCUCUCCUUAUUCCCUGAAAUGGGUGAACCAAAAGAAGUGGAUCGAAGUCGACUCCAUCGAAAAACCCAUGGGUCCGGUUUUCGACUAUCGAUGGGAAGGUUUCAAGGACUUCCACUACAGUAGCCGUUCAACGGGCCUUCAGCUUGUACGAAAUGUGACUUCUUUUGGCACAUUGGUGUUCUCUACCCGAGGAUCAAAAAAGCUAGGCUUGUUUCUCUGUGGACGCGAUGGAAGAACAACUCCCUGUAUUUGGUUCGAUAUCGAAACUAACAAAAUGUCUAUUUUGACCUGUGAUAAAAAACCUGCUGGUAUUUCCACGGAUCUGAGUAAAUGGCAAAACAUAACAAUUGAAUCAAAAGAGACAAAAAUUACAAAAAAAUUCCUUGAUCCGUACGAAUGGCAAACGUUUAAAAUAAAAUGGAGAAAGAACGACGUCAAGGUUUUCAAUAAUAAUAAUCAAAUUGUACAUGGGAAUCACUCGUACAAUUUGACCGAGCUACUUGUGGCAGGUCUGGAAUCAAGCGUACGAUUUCACCACUACACGUAUUACCGUACGGAAAAAACGAACGCGCAAAUGUUCACAUCGCAAUUCAACCUGACUGACGGAAAUUUUUGCAUCGAUACGAUCAUUGGCAUGUGUUCCAAAUGUAAACUGAACUUUUCCAUCGUGGAAGAAACGUACCGCGAACCAACCGAAUACCAUUUAAAAACUAUUUAUGGGAAUAAAGAUGGUGAACGUAACGGUUUGGUCAACUGGCGGCCGAUCAAGCUUCACAAAUCAUUUCCGCCAGCCGAACGGAGACUCCUUAAAUUGAAGAUUACAACUGUCCUGGACAAUGAAGACAAUGGUCGAUGGGCAAUUGAUCCCAUAUCACAUAAAUGCGCGCCGCAGGGACAACAAAGAGAAUCCACGAUAGAGAUACGUAAAGAAAAUUCACCUCACAAAAAAUUACCAUGGCCUAUGGUCAAGUGUCAGCAAUUGUUCUACCAUAAAAAUGUCACUGCGAUAGUCAAUCCCUGGUCAAGCAAGCCGUACAUCAAUAUUCCUCAGUUGGAUCAAAUCAUUCGCGAACGACGAUGCGGCGGCGACAUCCGCCAGGAUUCUGAUAAACCUUGUUCCAUAUGCAACCCGAACGGUUGCAUUUGUUCUGGAGGAUUCAACUGUAGCGGAGAGUGCCGCACUGUCAGUGAAAUUUUUGAUAAUUGCGACCUGCGUUGCCAAAGACCCGGACUUCGCAAACCGCAGAUCUUAACAUUUACUCCCUUGGGUCACGGUAUCGUGACAUUAAGCUGGACGCACCCAAAGUACAUCGAUCCUUCAAUAACCAUUGAAAAAUUUCGCUUCAUCGUUAAGCUUCUGAAUACGGAUCUACUGUCCGAUAGUUACAACCGUCCUGUUAUACCAAAGGAUUACGUCGUUCGACGUGAACAGGAAGUGUACCAAAAAGAGUUUCGUCUAACAGCCUCCUCACACUACGAAAUUUCCGUUGUGUCGGUAAGUCAGUGUAACGUUGACGUCGUCCAAGAGAAGCUUGUUGUACCAGUCGAGUCGGACAUUGGCUUCGCAAGUGGAGAGAAACCCGAAGUGAAGUGCAACGGAACCGAUAUCGAGCUCAGACUACCGGCGGUAAUAAACGCGACACGCAACACAACAAUUCAAGUCAACUUUUCAAAGUGCGACCUGUACCAAUCGCAAAGAACGUCAGAAGACUCGUCGAAUACAGAACGGAAGUAUCAGGUUGAAGACAACGAAUCUAAAUCGUUUGUUAUCCGUGGUAAUCAGAUAGCCAAUUCAUCGAAAAGCUGUUCCGAAAGUCUGAUGGAGAAUUGUCAAAUCAAGGUGACGGUAUACGACUGGAUCUCAGGAAAAUCCGUCAACAUCUGGAUCGAUAAGAAGCUUACAAACGAAUCAGGAACGUGGUACUUGAUUUUGAUCAUUCCGGUCGUUCUUAUCUUGGCGAUACUCGCGGUCCUUAUGGUGCUCUGGCGUCGAAGAAGACGAAGGAAUAUUCUGAUUACAUCGAGCGCAGACGAUAUUAAUUUUAUUGCAAUGUCAGAGUCGCCGAAAAUAAUUGAUAGUUCAAAAUUUCCCAUUACCUCAAAGUAUACGCCACCAUCCCAGAUUUCCGCUCCGAAUCAGAAUUCGGAAAACGAAUACGCAGUACCACAAGAAUUUAACUCCCAGUCGGUAGAUAUAAAGUUUUUCGAAGCAGAAACGAGAUACGCAAUUACUAGUGGGAAGUUAAGAUCCCAAUUCAUGAUACUCCCGGGAGGCCUGACAAAGUCAUGCGAGUACGGUAGAUUACCAGAGAACAUGCCCAAGAACAGAAAUCGAAAUGUCAUAGCAUACGAUGACACCCGUGUUAUCCUGAAGAAACUACCCGGUGAUCCUUACUCCGACUACAUAAACGCGAAUUACGUCAAGGGAUAUCAAAACGAAAAGGGUUACAUAGCGACUCAGGGACCAACGGCGAACACGGUCAAUGACUUCUGGCGCAUGAUCUGGCAGGAAAAGGUCUACAUAAUAUGCAUGCUGACGAACCUAAUCGAGAACGGACAGACAAAAUGCGAGGAGUACUGGCCGCCGGUUGGAACGAAAAUUAGGUACGGCAACGUUGCCGUCACCACCUUAAGCCACGACGUAUUUGCCGACUAUACAUUCCGAGCCCUGAGAGUCGCUUGCCAAAAAUUUAAACGCAGGGUAAUGCAUCUCCACUACACGGGAUGGCCAGCCGAUGGUAUUCCCGCCUACUGCCAAUCUCUGGUAGCUUAUUUGAAGAAGCUUCAAACUACAGAUCUGAAAUACGGACCAGUUGUGGUUCACUGCAGUGCCGGUGACGGUCGCACCGGUACCUUGAUUCUAUGCGACAUAUGCCUUAGUGAGGCGAGGGGAAUCGGUAAGAUCGAUGUGUCGGCGGUCCUCUCACGGAUUCGAGAAAGCCGUGCGGACAUGGUGGAAAACCUUGAGCAGUACCUUCUCGCGCACAUAAUAAUGGUGGAAAGCAUCGUAUCCUUGCCAACGCAGAUACCCUGCGACGAAGACCUUCCAAAUGGGAUUAAAAAAUUGAGAGGUCAAUUAGCGACGGAUGUUCAAAGAUUGAACGACGCGGUCUGGCAGGAAUGUGCUCUCCGAUCAUUGGCUGCAACUCCAAAUCAAUCGGAAGAUGAUAAACUGACCAGCGAACUGUCUGACGAACUAUUCAUAGGUUUCGAAAGGACACCGUCGUUCAACAGGAACGUCAAUCACCGCAUCCGCAACGUGCCAGUUGACGGUGUGAAGAUGAGGAGGCAGUACCUGGCAUCGUGGUUACCUUCGACUUCCAACGUUGCCAACUUCUGGAAAUCGAUAGCCGAGAUGGAGAUAGAACUGAUCAUAAUACUGCAACGUCCAGACCCCAACGAUACUACAUGUUGCGACUUCACGCCGAGUAAAAUGAACUUGACGAAAUUGAUUCCGUACCUGCGAAUAGUAACCCAAGAGAGCCAAGCUGCCGAUGACAAACCUUACACAUUCGAAAAGUUUCGAUUGAUCGACACCCUGGAGGAAGAAGCAAAACCGCAAUUCGUCACCGUGCUUACAUGUACGGGAUGGGGAUACGGAAGAAAGGGAAAUCCACCAGCGCCCGAGGCGUUGGUUUCGCUUUGGACAGCCUCGGAACGGAUACCGCGGAAAAAGAGCCCCACCUUGGUGCUUUGUCACGACGGCGUGACAGCAUGUGGCCUGUACCUGGCAAUGAGUUUUCUAUUGGAACGAAUGGCGGUGGAAAGAGAGUGCGACGUUAUAUCAGCUGUCCGAGCAGUUCGCCGAUCAAGAAGACAAUUCGUCCAGUCGAUGGACCAAAUAGAGUACCUUUACGACGCCGCAUUGAAUUACUACGAGGGUUUCGCUACUUACGCCAAUUUUUCAUGAAUCAGAGAUUCAACGAACUGAAUGAAAUAUAUUCGAUUUUUACAUUGAACAUGGUCAAUAAUUAUAAUUCAAAUGUAUAACGCGAGUAGUUUUCCGAUUAAAUGUACACACUUUUGCAC